GAUUACUACAAGUCGGGGAUAAUCCGCUGCCCUGACGGCGUUUCCAUUCCCGAGCUGAGGGAGGCAUGUGACUACCUCUGUAUCUCCUUCAACUACAGCACCAUCAAGUGCAGAGACCUCAAAUGGCAGGAUUACUACAAGUCGGGGAUAAUCCGCUGCCCUGACGGCGUUUCCAUUCCCGAGCUGAGGGAGGCAUGUGACUACCUCUGUAUCUCCUUCAACUACAGCACCAUCAAGUGCAGAGACCUCAGCGCCCUCAUGCACGAGCUGUCCAACGACGGAGCCCGGCGUCAGUUUGAGUGUUACCUGGAGGAGAUGGUGCUGCCGCUGAUGGUGGCCAGCGCCCAGAGCGGAGAGAGGGAGUGUCACGUGGUGGUGCUGACUGACGACGAUGUGGUGGACUGGGACGAAGAGUACCCACCGCAGAUGGGAGAGGAGUACUCGCAGAUCAUCUACAGCACCAAACUUUACCGCUUCUUCAAGUACAUCGAGAACAGAGACGUGGCCAAGUCGGUGCUGAAGGACAGAGGACUGAAAAAGAUCCGACUGGGAAUUGAAGGUACACCACAAAAGGGUUUUUUUGUUGCUCAUGGCUUUCAGAAUAGUUUUUGUCUUCAAAUGCAGUCUGGUCCUUGA
Neolamprologus brichardi is the source of this 636-nucleotide messenger RNA. The record is from RefSeq and is a predicted model, not a curated record. NCBI's taxonomy places the organism in Eukaryota, Metazoa, Chordata, Actinopteri, Cichliformes, Cichlidae.